UCACUUCCUUAAGUAAUUUCCAUUUUUGUUUGUGAGGAAAAAAAGGUUCAUUUAACAAGUGUUUUACCUAUAAACACUGUCCCUUGUUAAAUGUCACAGUACGUUUUUUUUUUUUUUUUUUAUUUGAACCUAGCAUUAAGAGCGUACAAUAAUAGGUUCUGUUGAUGCAGAGUGAGUCGUGCGUUGCGAACAGUAGUCGCUAAGCUAACAGGCUAGCCUGUUUUUUUAAUUGGCUGGCUGUUUUAUGGUGCGUUCAAAAGUCACUGUUUUGGUUUGGGUCGGCUCCAAAACCGUUCACCAAUGGAGUGUCCGCAUCUAACCUCAAACGUGACCUCCGGGAUCGAUCCUUCCAGGUUCCCUCACGGUUCUCCGUCGUCUUGGUGCUGCAACGUUUGCAGAUCAAAUAAAAGUCCCUGGCUUUGUCUGACCUGUCUCCUGGUCCAUUGUGGUCGGUACGUAAACGGUCAUGCGAAGAAACAUUUUGAAGACAGCCAGGGGCCUUGCAGCAGCCCGAGAAAACCGGACAAGGAAAAAUCUCAGCACUGCGUCUGCAUGGACUCCAGCAGCUACGGCGUAUUCUGCUACAGAUGUGAUGAGUUUGUGAUCAACGACACCAAACUUGGACAUGUGCAGAGGGUGAGGGAGCAUCUGCAAAGUUUGGAAACCUCAGCUCUGAGCGCUGACAGGCAGAGGAAAAGAAAACUCCAAGACUGUGCGGAUCUGGACAACAAGCUGUUAAAAACCAUCGAUGGAGCGGUGCUGGGGGCAACAGGCCUGCGGAACUUGGGCAACACGUGCUUCAUGAACGCCAUCCUGCAGUCCCUCAGUAACAUCGAACAAUUCAGCUGCUACUUCAAGGCGCUGCCUGCUGUGGCCUUGCGCAGCGGUAAGACGGCAGGAAGAAGGAUGUACCACACCCGCAGUCAAGGGGACACAAGCGUAUCUUUGGUGGAGGAGUUCAGGAAAACCCUCUGUUCCCUCUGGCAGGGGAACCAGACUGCCUUCAGCCCAGACUCUUUAUUUUAUACGAUAUGGAAAAUCAUGCCAAGUUUCAGAGGAUACCAGCAGCAGGACGCCCACGAGUUCAUGCGCUACCUACUGGACCAUCUGCACCGAGAGCUGCUGCACAGCAGGAACGGUGCGACUGCACCUCAGGAGGGAGUCAGAGUCGCCCCUGCAGAUGGCAAGUGCUGUAUAAACGGGUCUACCAGUGUCGUCACGUCCAAUUUUGGAGGCAUUCUGCAGAAUGAAGUCAACUGUUUAAUAUGUGGGACAGAAUCUCGCAAGUUUGACCCUUUUCUUGAUCUGUCCUUGGACAUUCCCAGUCAGUUCAGACAGAAAAGAAGCAAGGACCAGGAGCCAGGACCCACUUGUACUUUACGCGACUGUUUGAGCAGCUUCACUGAUCUGGAGGAACUGGACGAAACAGAGCUGUACUACUGCCACAAGUGUAAAAAGAGACAAAAAUCGACCAAAAAGUUUUGGAUCCAGGAGCUCCCGAAGGUUUUGUGUUUGCACCUGAAGAGGUUCCACUGGACGGCGUUUUUAAGGAAUAAAGUGGACACGUAUGUACAGUUUCCCCUGAAGGGCCUGGACAUGAAGGGGUACCUCCUCGAGCCGGAGACACCGCAGACACGCAGCUGCCUGUAUGACCUUGCUGCCAUCGUAGUCCAUCAUGGAUCAGGGGUUGGAUCAGGACACUACACGGCCUACGGCAGCCAUGAGGGUCGCUGGUAUCACUUCAACGACAGCACGGUGACUCUGACCAACGAGGACACGGUCACCAAGGCCAAGGCCUACAUCCUAUUCUACGUGGAGCAAGCCGACCCGGCUGAGAAAAGCACCAGCUCGGGUGAAGCUACCUUCACGGACAGUUUACGCUCCGAGAUCGAGGCCUCCGUCACCGAACCCCUGGAUUCGGAGACCGAUCACACAUCGCAAGAGUCGAUGGAUUUGAAAGAAGCAGCUACACAGGACGGCGUAGACGAUGAAACGGAGGAUCUGGUUCGACAAGCGUCUGCCACCUCUGAGCAGCCCCUCACUCUUUUCUGACUCACAUUCUGAUGUCUUUUUUUAAGUGCACGUAGACAUCACCUUUAGAUUCAUUUCCUCAGAAGAGGCACGUCUCAGAUUCCAACAGUGAUCGUUUGGAAGUGUAAAAAGAAAAACUUUGGCCUUGACCAUGAGUCAGGAUUUUUUACGAGAAAUCUGGACCACAAUCUACAUGACUCUUUUUAAAAUCGAAUCUAAAAAUGACCUCAACUGCCUUUCAAACUUGUCAAGUGAAGUGUCGGAUAUUAAAGAUGAUUUGGA
Molecule: messenger RNA, 2313 nt
Organism: Synchiropus splendidus (mandarinfish)
Lineage: Eukaryota; Metazoa; Chordata; Actinopteri; Syngnathiformes; Callionymidae
Gene: usp3
Product: ubiquitin specific peptidase 3
Exons: 15
Coding region: 301-2052 (583 amino acids)
Biological process (GO): protein deubiquitination
Cellular component (GO): cytoplasm
Molecular function (GO): zinc ion binding; cysteine-type deubiquitinase activity
Source: RefSeq, a predicted model, not a curated record